AUGCAGCCUCCAGCGUUCUUGGGCCACUGCGGUGGUUACAGAGCGGACGCUCCUACAUCCUUUGCGUCGUUCGCGGCUGCCAAAUCCUUUGCCACGAACAACUUCAACUUCAAAGAUCUAUCCAUGAAGAAGCCAAAGUCGGACUACUUCAGCCUCAAGUCGGUUCGGGGUUCUUCGCCCACGGCCAGCCUGGCUGCCGAUCUUUCACAAAAUUUCCACAUUGACCAGAGUCCGCAAGUGCCAACUCCACGGAGGUCACUCUUUCCCAACAGCUUGUUUGCACAGGAUGGCCAGAGAAACUUGACCACACCUCCUAUACCGUCUUCCUCUCCCGCACCAAUUGAUACAAUGGAUAUGGACCUGGACAUCUCACCUCUACCGCACAAGAUGCCCUUCUGUACAGUAGCAAUACAACUCCAGUCACCAACACCAGACCUGACACCCUCCGAGACUUCAUCCUUGUCGAUACCCUCACCGCCUUGUGCUUCGCCCAGCGAGCCAUUCCAGAUCAACCUCCCUCAAGAUAGACGGAAACAAGGAUGCUUACGACCUACAUUAACCAGAGCUAAGGGCCACAGUACCGGCAACCUUCCUCAGAGGCCUGCGCCCGAAAGUCAAUUGCCACCGUUCAAAUUCGGUAAUGGCAACUAUUCGAGCAAACCUGCAACAUCGUCCUCACUCUCUCUGUCCGAGAUAUUUGCAGACUCGCCAGGUCAGGAGAAAGUGGUCCCGAGAUUGGGUGCGCCGGCUUUUGUUCCCCCACGAUCUCGCCCGACUCUGGCUGGUUCUGGACAUUCGUCUCGCAAUGGAUCUCCUGUCGGAAACCAUAUGAGAAAAUCUUCCAAUCCUCUUGUCAGACCUCGAAAGCAAUUCCGACGAUCACUGAGCAUGUUUGAACACCCGGAAGACAUAAUGAAGCAAGAAAAAGAGCGACUUAGCCCUCCACCAUUGUUGCCUUCAAUUAUGGACGUCGAAGCACCGCAUGUGCUUCAACUACCCCACUUCAACCCAGAAGGUGAAACAGGUUGUCUGCCCAGAAUAACAAAGGAGACAAUGGUCUCAGUCCUAGACGGCCACUUCGAUCAUCUGUACGAGAAGCGGGUGAUCAUCGAUUGCCGAUUUGAGUACGAGUAUGAUGGCGGCCACAUUGAGGGUGCUGUAAACUUCAACGACAAAGAAAGGUUGUCGGCUCAGCUCUUCGACGUCGAGCCAACUCCAAGAGCCCUUCUCAUCUUCCACUGUGAAUAUUCUGCUCAUCGAGCACCUCUCAUGGCGAAAUUCAUCCGCAACAAAGACCGGGCUGUUAAUGCUGAUCGCUACCCGGCCCUCACAUACCCUGAAGCCUACAUAUUAGAUGGGGGCUAUAGCACGUUUUUCAAGGAUUACCGAGCACGAUGUUACCCCCAGAACUAUGUCGAAAUGGAUGCAAAGGAACAUAUUCUUGAUUGCGAGCGUGGUCUCGGGAAAGUGAAACAACGAUCGAAGCUUCUCCGGGCCCAGACCUUUGCCUUUGGCCAACAUUCACCUUCUCUUGACUCCAGUCCUACUGCCAUGGGCCGAAGGGAUCUGGACAGCGACAUGGACAUUGACAUGGGUCUCCAGUAUACCCCUGUUGCUGGGCCAAGACCUGGGGUAGACGCCCUGCGCGCUCGCAACCAUCGAAUGCUGUCAUAUUAG
Messenger RNA from Fonsecaea multimorphosa CBS 102226, 1677 nucleotides. RefSeq lists its product as uncharacterized. Gene Ontology annotation, molecular function: protein tyrosine phosphatase activity. The transcript has 3 exons. Gene Ontology annotation, biological process: positive regulation of G2/MI transition of meiotic cell cycle; G2/M transition of mitotic cell cycle; protein dephosphorylation. Lineage: Eukaryota; Fungi; Ascomycota; Eurotiomycetes; Chaetothyriales; Herpotrichiellaceae. The coding region runs from base 1 to 1677 and encodes 558 amino acids. Gene Ontology annotation, cellular component: cytoplasm; nucleus. The record is from RefSeq and is a predicted model, not a curated record.